AUGCAGCAACUGGCCAAGAAUGACCGUCGGAUGUCAUUAUCCGAUGACAGUGCCAUGAUGAAGCAAAUUCAGGGAACCCAUUCGCCUGAUGGGCGUGAUAUCUAUGCCAAGCCCAUUCUCCAAGUCACUGAGGACAUCCUGAACCAUGUCACUCCUGACUUUUCUGGACUAUAUAGGACAGUUGAGAUAAAAAGAAGGGAGGAAACCUCCUCCUUUGUGCGUAGUGCGGAGGUUAUUGGGAGAGAACGUGAAAAGGAAGUUAUAGUACAAUUAUUAGUGUCCUCUAGUGGUGAUGAAAAUGUUGAUAUCAUUCCCAUAGUGGGAAUGGGGGGUCUAGGAAAGACCAUCCUUGCACAGUCGAUAUACAAUGAUAACAAAAUUGAAUGCCAUUUUAGCAAAAGACUAGGGUUGCAAAGUCAAGUUCGAGGAGUGUUAAGUCAUCAAAAAAUUUUCCUCGUCCUAGAUGAUGUAUGGAAUGAGGACCCUGUAGAAUGGGCAAAACUUCGUGAUAUGUUGAUAGUCGGGGCAAGAGGAAGCAGAAUUGUUGUAACCACACGAAGUAGAAAAGUUGCUUCAAUUGUUCACACCAUGGACCCAUAUGAACUUAAAGGUCUUUCAGACAAUGAGUGUUUAUCUAUAUUGGUAAAAUGGGCAUUUGAAAAAGGAGAAAAGAGCAAGCAUCAAAACCUAAUCAAUAUUGGUAGAGAUAUAGUGAAGAAAUGUGGGGGAGCUCCCCUUGCAGCAAGGACCUUAGGAGCAGCAUUGCAUUCAAAAACUAAAGAGCGUGAUUGCUUGUCUGUAAGGGAUAGCGAAAUUUGGGCUUAUGCACAAAAUAAGAAUGAUAUCUUACCAGUUCUAAGGUUGAGUUAUGAUCAAAUGCCAUCGUAUUUAAAACAGUGUUUUGCCUAUUGUUCAUUAUUUGAGAAGGAUCAAAUAAUCAGCAAACAAGAGUUGAUAUAUUAUUGGAUGGCACAAGGAUUUAUAGAGUCUUUGGACAAUAAUGAAGAACUAGAAGAUACUGGUUAA
This is a messenger RNA of Camellia sinensis, 1026 nucleotides long. NCBI's taxonomy places the organism in Eukaryota, Viridiplantae, Streptophyta, Magnoliopsida, Ericales, Theaceae. The record is from RefSeq and is a predicted model, not a curated record.